AUGGCACCAAUCCUCACCUCUAACCCAACCCUCACACUGGUCCCUGAACCUCUCACACCAAUCAGCUUCGCACAAUUCGGCACAGCAAUCUGCUCUCCCAUCCCACGAGACCUCAAUGUCGCUCCUCAGCCCUCCAACCUCCCACCAUACAACCCAGCGCCAGUCCUGGCAAACCAAAACUCCGCCUUGAAAUAUAGUCCCAUCUCUCCCAUGCUUGAUCGCUACACAACCAGCCCAACCGGCACACCCAGCUCCGCACGCAUGACAAUGUUCUGCUGCUUCCCGCGCCAACUGCGCACAAUAAACAACAGAGGUUCCGAAAAAGAGGUCUUCGAUGUACGCAUUCUCGAGCGCCACCCGUUCACCAAUCAGACAUUCAUUCCCGUCGAUCUAUCAAGCCACUCGAAGGUCGGCGGUGGGGAGGAGGAGCCUAUUUUCUUGGUUGUUGUUGCGCCUACGUUGAAGGGGGAAGUUGCGACGGCUAAGAACGCUAAAGGCGAGACGAUCACUAUUCGUGAUCCGCCUGAUCUGAAGAACGUCAAGGCGUUUAUCGCGCGUGGUGGACAGGCUGUGACAUAUGGUGUUGGGACGUGGCAUGCGCCCAUGGUGGUUUUGGGUCCUCGUCGGGUGGACUUUGUGGUGGUUCAGCAUGUGAAUGGGGUCGAUGAUGAGGAUUGUCAGGAGGCUGCAUUUGGAGAGGGCAUCGUGGUGGAUCUGGGUGGGAAAGGAGAAUAUGGACGGAGGGCGAAUGGUCCACCUAAGUUGUGGACAGCGAAGCUCUAG
Messenger RNA from Penicillium odoratum, 783 nucleotides. RefSeq names its product ureidoglycolate hydrolase. The transcript has a single exon. Gene Ontology annotation, biological process: allantoin catabolic process. Bases 1 to 783 code for a protein of 260 amino acids. NCBI's taxonomy places the organism in Eukaryota, Fungi, Ascomycota, Eurotiomycetes, Eurotiales, Aspergillaceae. The record is from RefSeq and is a predicted model, not a curated record. Gene Ontology annotation, molecular function: ureidoglycolate lyase activity; ureidoglycolate hydrolase activity.